UUACGUUUACUAUCUCGUCUUGUUAGACAGACUAUAGAAAUCAUAUGUCCCAAUAUGAGAUAAUUCUUUUAACUUUUAUCUAAUCGAAUUACUUAUAUUACGCAAUUUUGUCUAAGCCAAAUAGUCAGAAUAAAUACUAUAAAAAGACACAUAAUUUAUAUCUCUGUUCUAUACUUCAACAUCUAUGUAUGUACGUUUAGAAUUUAGAAUUACGAAUAUAGUCACAUGAACAUGGCGCUGUGUUAUAUGAGAUUGCUUUGCCGGCGAAGCAUCAAUUCUUGUACUUUCCGGAAUGUAUAUACCUCCAGCUCACGAAAUGUUGCCAUAUCUAAACCACUGUUCACGGGAAGUACAAUUUGCGAAACUCAUGAUGAGAAAAACAUGCGCCUUAAGAGACCCAUGUCACCACAUUUGUCCAUUUACCAAAUUCAAUUAACAGCUUUUCUUUCAAUUACACAUCGUACAACAGGCAUGAUAUUAUCAAGUUAUGCCAUGCUGCUUGGUAUAGGAACAUUACUUAUCCCAGGUGGUAUUCCUUGCCUCAUAGAAAUCAUUACAAAUUUAGGUUUGUCUGCACCUGUUCUUUUCACGGGAAAAACUUUGCUUGCUUUACCUGCUACGUAUCAUGUAUUUAAUGGAUUUCGUCACUUGGCUUGGGAUUUAGGAAUGUUUCUUUCAAUUAAGGAAGUGUAUUGUACUGGUUAUGCGGUAAUUGCAUUAUCAACAAUUUCUGCUAUUGCUCUUGCUGCAAUGUAAAUUUAAAUAAUUAUAUUGUUACAUUGUGAUGUAAUUUCUAUCGAAAAUUAAUUGUACUGUUAGAUUAAUGUGUUCCAUCUUGUACUUUCGAAAUUAUAUCUAAUUUAUGACAAAAACCAAAAGUAGACAUUAUUAGUAAUUAAUUUAUAAUAGUAAAUACAAAAUAAUUUACGAAUGUAUGAACUGAUUUAAAAAUUAUAUUUUAAUAUAUGCAAAUAUGUGAAUAAAUAUAUCACACAAAACCUUCGAGAGAUGAAUCGAUAAAUUUUUUGUAAAUUGCCAUAAAUCGUGCGACAAAUGCUUCUAAAUGGAAAAUUGGUUUUGAUCCUCUGUGCAUUCUAUGUUCAUAUUCUGCUGCAACUGUUGCAAUUUCAAUUUUUAGCUGAAGAUCACAAUUUUUUAUACAUUCUUGUAAAAGACCCUUAAAUAUUAAAUCACAUGGUAUAGCAUGUGUUAAUAA
Messenger RNA from Bombus impatiens (common eastern bumble bee), 1216 nucleotides. Its product is annotated as succinate dehydrogenase cytochrome b560 subunit, mitochondrial. The transcript has 5 exons. Gene Ontology annotation, biological process: mitochondrial electron transport, succinate to ubiquinone; tricarboxylic acid cycle. Bases 226 to 756 code for a protein of 176 amino acids. Gene Ontology annotation, cellular component: membrane. The record is from RefSeq and is a predicted model, not a curated record. Lineage: Eukaryota; Metazoa; Arthropoda; Insecta; Hymenoptera; Apidae. Gene Ontology annotation, molecular function: succinate dehydrogenase activity; electron transfer activity.